GAAGAACACUAGGAAAACAUGAAUCUUUUCCUUCUGCUGGUUGCGUUGGGACUCACAGGAGCGUCUCCCCUGGGGGACUCCAAGGUGUGCCAGCCUCACUCCAGACCCUGGCAGGUCUAUCUGCAUGGUGGAGGAGUGUCCUGCAGUGGAGCUCUUAUCGACGCAUUGUGGAUAGUAACCUCCUUUGACUGUGCACCCACAUCCUACAGCACCAUCGCAUCUCUUGGGGAACAUGACGUGACCGUGGAUGAAGGCACCGAGCAGCACAUCUAUGUUGCUGACGUCAUCCGUCACAGUCCCUACCGCUCGCCCCUCCACAGCCUCACGAUGGUCCGUCUGGCCGAACCCGCCCGCUUCACCCAGCACGUCCAGCCCAUCCCUCUGCCCAGCCGCUGCCCACAGCCUGGAGAGAUCUGCCAUGUCAGCGGCUGGGGAUCCACCAUCCCAAAUCAAUAUGAGCAUUCUCAACGCCUGAAGUGUAUAACUGUGCCUGUUGUGGAUGACCAGACUUGCGUGAACACGUUUCCUGAGUUCCUGUUCUGGAGCAUGGGCAUGGUCUGCGCUGGACAAGCAAACACAGAUAACUGCAUGCGCGAUGGUGGCAGUGUGAUGGUGUGUGACGGCCAGCUGCAGGGUGUGCAGUGGUUCAGUCACGGCUGCAGAAACCCAGCUGACCCCAGCGUCUACACCAAGCUGUGCAUGUACAAUGACUGGAUCCACGAUGUGAUGGACCGCUACGUGCCCACUCUGCCAACUGAAACCACUCCAGGGAUGAUAUGA
Perca flavescens (yellow perch) is the source of this 780-nucleotide messenger RNA. RefSeq names its product trypsinogen-like protein 3. Lineage: Eukaryota; Metazoa; Chordata; Actinopteri; Perciformes; Percidae. Gene Ontology annotation, molecular function: serine-type endopeptidase activity. Gene Ontology annotation, biological process: proteolysis. Bases 19 to 780 code for a protein of 253 amino acids. The transcript is spliced from 5 exons. Gene Ontology annotation, cellular component: secretory granule. The record is from RefSeq and is a predicted model, not a curated record.